AUGCCUGACUUGAAAGAUAAGGUUGCUAUCAUCACGGGACCUCUGCAAUCUGUGCCAAAGACCCUUACCAUUUUUCCAACUCGAUGCCACUUGAAUCGACUUAGUCAAGUGAAUGAUACCUGUGUUCUUGCCCCUCCAGGUGCGAGCUCCGGGAUCGGGAGGGGGACAGCUGUGGAAUUUGCCCAGCUGGGAGCGCACCUGGCUCUGACUGGGAGGAACCAGGAAAACCUGCAGGCCACAGCAAAGGCCUGUGUGGAGGCAGGGACUCCACAAGACAAGAUUCUGCUUGUGACAGGAGACAUCUGUGAUGAACAAGUGCAGAAAAACCUGGUGGAACAAACUGUGCAGAAGUUUGGCAGGAUAGAUGUCCUGGUAAACAAUGCUGGUACUGCCCACCUGGCAACCAUAGAGACAACAGAUAUGGCAGAAUACGACAAACUCAUGAACGUGAAUGUACGCAGUAUUGUGGCCCUGACUCAGCUGUGUGUACCACAUCUCACAGUAACAAAAGGUGCCAUUGUGAAUGUGUCCAGUGUCAACGGGAUGCGAGCGUUUGCCGGGCUUCUGGCCUACUGUAUGAGCAAGUCAGCUGUGGACCAGUUCACAAGAUGUGUGGCUCUUGAACUGGCUUCCAAGCAAAUCAGAGUCAACUCUGUCAACCCCGGAGUGAUUAUAACUAAUGUUCACAAAAGUGCAGGUUUGGAUGACGAAACAUAUGCCAAGUUUCUGGAACAUUCCAAGUCGACCCACGCCCUGGGUAGGGUCGGGGAAGUUUCAGAAGUAGCGAAGACCAUCGCCUUCCUGGCCUCUUCGGAUGCAUCCUUCAUUACUGGGGCUCAGAUCCCCAUAGAUGGUGGCAGGCACGCCAUGUGUCCGCGUUAAACUACUCAGCUUAAAAAGCAAAGCAUACCACACAAUAGAUGAUUUUUGGCAUUUGAUACUUGAUACAGCGUUGAUCAGACUUAUGUAGGAUUCAUUGCUAUUGUUAGGCCUAGGGCAACCAAUUCCAGAUGUCGACGAUAAAUUACACAGCCCAAAAAGCAAAACAUACCUAUAGGAAUAAAUGCCUGGCAGUGGUUGCUUUUGGCAUUUGAUGCUUGAGACAAGGAUUAUCAGACUUAUGAAGGCUUCAUCGCUAUUGUUAGGGCAACUAUUUCUAGAUGUAGAUGGUGGAAGGCAUGCCCACGAUAAAUUACACAGCACAAAAAGUGAAAUAUACCAAUAGCAAUAAAUGCCUGGUAAUCGUUGCUUUGUGCAUUUGAUACUUUAAACUUAUAUAAUGACUAUCAGACUUAUGUAGGAUUCAUCGCUAUUGUUUGGGCAACUAUUUCCAGAUGUGGACAGAGGAAGGUAUGCCAUGUGUCCACAAUAAAUUACACUGCAUGAAAAGCGAAACCACGCAAUAAAUGCCUUGUAAUAGUUACGUUGUUUUUGGCAUUUGAUGCUUUAGACUUAUAUCAUGGUUAUCAGACAUAUGUAGGAUUCAUCGCUGUUGUUAGGGCAACUAUUUCCAGUUGUGGACAUUGGAAGUCAUACCAUAUUCACUGUUUACCUGUGUGGAUACAGUGUUGGAUAUGUAUAUUGAAUGGAUUCUCUCUCCAAAUUGGUAAAGCUGCAUCGAAUUAUGUACUAUUGAUAAGUAGAUAUGUUGGGCUGAUGUUUUUUGCCAUAAUGUGUUAGCCCAAGUGCUGAGUUCUGUAUACUAGUUAUAUUUUAAGGUAAAUACCUUAGGAGCUGAUACACACAUAUAAGCACAACACAGUGGCAGUUAUAACUUAUAAGUUUCUGUUUGAUGUGAGCAUGCGUUGUGUGGUGCAUUGUGGGUAAUGUGUCAAAGUUCAAAACCCCCAGUGAUUUUUAUGCGUUGCCAGGGGCAUUAGACCCUAGUGUAUCAAUGUGACAAACCAAUGUGACUUUGGGAAUGGAAACAUUUUUCUUCACACAUUAAAGAAACAUCACAAACAGAA
Molecule: messenger RNA, 1967 nt
Organism: Branchiostoma floridae (Florida lancelet)
Lineage: Eukaryota; Metazoa; Chordata; Leptocardii; Amphioxiformes; Branchiostomatidae
Product: 3-oxoacyl-[acyl-carrier-protein] reductase FabG-like
Exons: 9
Coding region: 1-882 (293 amino acids)
Molecular function (GO): oxidoreductase activity
Source: RefSeq, a predicted model, not a curated record